UAACCACACCGGUCAAAGGUCACACGUCAUCUCCUGUGGGAGAUGCCUCUGAUAGAUGUGCUCAUUGUGCUUGAUGCCAGGUGUACAGCACACACUCCUGCAGACAAGACUGCAGGAGACGUCUGGCGAUGGAGCUGUGCGGGUGUCAACCAUUCUACUACUUCUAUGCUGCUGGCCCGACAUGUACAGUGCGCGGCAUGCGCUGCCUGUCUCUCCAUCAGCACCGUCUGUUCACUCUGGAGGGCCAGCGCUGUUCCUGCAGCCAGCAGUGUGUGGACGCCGUGUUCAAGGAAGCCCUGGAGAAGAUUGAGAACAUGACAGGAGGUCCGUUCGGGCUCCAAGGGUCCGUUCACUACACCCUGGAACAGCCUCGCGAGAGAUACGUCAGAUAUAUCGUGUUCUACUUCCAGGACCUGGUGGUGUCAUUCGGCGGCGCGGCUGGUCUCUUCCUGGGAGCCAGCUUCAUCAGCUUCGUGGAGGUCGGAUACUUCCUCAUCGAGAGACUCACGAGGUCGUCUCCAACACGGACCGUGACGGAUGAACAAAAAGAUGAAGUCAAGAGAUAA
Danaus plexippus (monarch butterfly) is the source of this 566-nucleotide messenger RNA. RefSeq lists its product as uncharacterized. NCBI's taxonomy places the organism in Eukaryota, Metazoa, Arthropoda, Insecta, Lepidoptera, Nymphalidae. The record is from RefSeq and is a predicted model, not a curated record. Gene Ontology annotation, biological process: sodium ion transport. Gene Ontology annotation, molecular function: sodium channel activity. The coding region runs from base 129 to 566 and encodes 145 amino acids. Gene Ontology annotation, cellular component: membrane. The transcript has 5 exons.